Messenger RNA from Pseudogymnoascus destructans, 4702 nucleotides. RefSeq names its product Na+ ATPase. Gene Ontology annotation, molecular function: P-type calcium transporter activity; ATP hydrolysis activity; ATP binding. The record is from RefSeq and is a predicted model, not a curated record. NCBI's taxonomy places the organism in Eukaryota, Fungi, Ascomycota, Leotiomycetes, Thelebolales, Thelebolaceae. Gene Ontology annotation, cellular component: plasma membrane. Bases 752 to 3760 code for a protein of 1002 amino acids. The transcript has 3 exons. Gene Ontology annotation, biological process: intracellular calcium ion homeostasis; calcium ion transmembrane transport.
UGGCACGCGAGCACCUCUGCGUAAGUUUUGUGGAAUAUAUACUUGGCUGUCGUCAUAUAUCUGGGUUAACUGCUCCACUCUUCGCACUGUCGCCACCCCAUUAACCAAAGAGGUUGGCGGAGAUGUCAUUGUGGAUAACACAUUUUAAAAUAUGCGCUCUCUAGCUUUCUCCGCCAUACCCAGAGUUCCACUAAGGUCCUUCCUUUCGCCGAUAUGCGCAUCUUGUUUUUUCGAAGUUAUCAUUUUUUGCAGGCCAAGACCUGACCAAGACCAAGCCAAGCCGACUUCUGGCUAUCUUUACGACUCACCCCCAAAGGUUUGGUGGAGAAAGUAUUCCUUUUGGUACCCUUUUAAGACUACAUAUACAACAGUUGUUGCUGCUGCUGUACGAACUUCUCUCAUCAACUGUCAAUUGUUCUUAGUCGCGUGAUUUCGUCUGCUUCGUUUGUUUCCUCUCAAUCAUGGCUAAAGAUCAGGGCCUAGACAGUGGUCCGCAAGUCGUGUUUGCACAUGCACUGACAAUAAACGAAACUCGAGAUCAGCUCGAGACAAACCUUGAAGAUGGUCUUGCACGCAGCCAAAUCUCCUCUCGCGCGGAGAAAUGGGGACGCAACGAGCUCGACGAUGGACCGGGUGUGCAACCCAUCAAGAUCCUGGUCCAUCAGAUUGCAAACGCAAUGAUUCUAGUUAUGAGAUCCACAACCCCCUUUCAAAGAGUCGACCAUCUGAUGUAAUUACUUAGGUGCUGAUCAUGGCCAUGGCCGUGAGUCUUGCUAUCAAAUCUUGGAUCGAAGGUGGCGUUAUCGCCGCUGUCAUCGUCCUCAACGUCGUCGUCGGGUUCUUCCAGGAGUUCAGCGCCGAAAAAACGAUGGACUCUCUGCGGUCUCUUAGCUCCCCUACUGCUACGGUCGUUCGAGAUGGCAAGACAGAAACUAUCCCCACUGGUGAUCUCGUGCCUGGUGACAAAGUCGAACUUAAGACUGGAGAUACCGUUCCUGCGGAUAUCCGAUUGGUCGAUGCUAUGAACUUCGAGACAGACGAGGCUCUCCUCACAGGAGAGUCGCUCCCAGUCUCAAAAGAGGCCAAGGCCAUCUUCGACGCUGAUACUGGCCCGGGUGACCGCCUCAACGUUGCAUACAGCUCAUCUACCGUUACCAAAGGCCGUGCAACUGGUAUCGUCUAUGCGACUGGUAUGAGAACGGAAAUUGGAUCUAUCGCAUUGGCGCUGCGGGCUACCGACAAGAAAACCCGUGAACCCAGGCGCAGUAAAGAUGGCAAGGUCAAACCGCACAGAUACCUUGAAGCAUGGGGUUUGACUGCCGGCGAUUGUAUUGGCAAGUUCCUCGGCACGGCUGUUGGCACUCCACUUCAAAGGAAGCUGUCCAAACUGGCUAUCCUCCUUUUCGGCACCGCCGUUGUUUGCGCUAUCAUCGUCUUGGCUGCCAAUAACUUCUCGAACAACAACGAGGUCAUAAUUUACGCAGUCGCGACAGGCUUGUCUAUGAUUCCUGCAUCUUUGGUUGUGGUAUUAACAAUCACUAUGGCAGCUGGUACGAAGAGAAUGGUUUCCCGUAAUGUUGUAGUUCGCACGUUGGAUUCCCUCGAGGCACUCGGUGCUGUGACCGAUAUUUGCUCCGAUAAAACCGGUACACUCACCCAGGGCAAGAUGGUUACCAAGAAGGCUUGGGUUCCAGCUGUGGGCACUUACUCCGUUGGUACAUCCGAAAAUCCCGUCGACCCAUCGAUUGGUGAUAUCAGCCACAGCACUUUUGCCCCAUCCAAUGUUCCCCAGGGAGAGGGAGAGGGAGAGCAUGAGAAGGUUAAGCCACUUGCCGACCUCCUCGAAGAUAACACUCACCUCAAGGACUUCCUCAAUGUUGCAUCGCUUGCCAAUCUUGCUCGUGUCUACAAGAGUGAAAAUACCUGGAAGGCUCGCGGGGAUCCGACUGAAAUCGCCAUCCAAGUCUUUGCGUCUCGUUUUGAUUGGGGCCGCGACCGUUUCACCAGUGGAGAUGAGCCCGAGUGGUCCCAAACUGCUGAAUUCCCCUUUGAUUCUGACGUCAAGAAGAUGUCCGUCAUCUUCGAGCACAAGGAUGGAAAUUCUAUGGUUUUCACCAAGGGCGCUGUUGAGCGCGUCUUGGGGUCUUGCACACAAGUUCAUUGGAGCAAAGACCAGGGUCUUAUUAAGAUGACCGAGGCUCAUAGAGAGGAAAUUCUGUUGAAUAUGGAGGCUCUUGCAAAACAAGGUCUUCGUGUUUUGGCUCUUGCAAGCAAGGAAUAUAUUGUUCCCGCGGACAAGGAUGCGCCACUUGACCGCAAGAUCAUCGAGGAGAACUUAGCAUUCUGUGGUCUUGUUGGCUUGUAUGAUCCUCCAAGACCAGAGUCAGCCGGCGCUGUCGCGGAAUGCCACCGGGCUGGUAUCGCAGUUCAUAUGUUAACUGGUGAUCAUCCUGGCACCGCAAGGGCCAUUGCUCUUCAAGUUGGCAUUCUUCCUGAGAAUAUGAUGUCUUUUGCCAAGGACGUCGUGGAUUCUAUGGUCAUGACGGCCAGUGCAUUCGAUAAGCUCUCCGAUGACGAGAUUGAUGAUCUGCCUGUUCUUCCUCUUGUUAUUGCUCGUUGCUCCCCAACAACAAAAGUCCGCAUGAUCGAUGCGCUCCAUCGCCGCAAAUGCUUCGCUGCUAUGACCGGUGAUGGUGUCAACGACUCGCCAUCUCUCAAACGCGCUGAUGUUGGCAUUGCUAUGGGCCAAGCUGGUUCUGAUGUUGCAAAGGAUGCUUCUGAUAUUGUACUAACUGAUGAUAACUUCGCUUCUAUUCUCAACGCCAUUGAGGAGGGGAGACGUAUGUUUGACAAUAUCCAGAAGUUUGUUCUUCAUCUCCUCGCCGAGAAUAUUGCACAAGCUUGUACUCUUCUUAUUGGUCUUGCCUUCAAAGACCAGUCUGGCCUCUCAGUUUUCCCUCUUGCGCCUGUUGAAAUCCUCUGGAUUAUUAUGAUCACUUCCGGUAUGCCCGAUAUGGGUCUCGGUGUUGAAAUUGCUGCCCCAGACAUCAUGCAACGCCCACCGCAGUCUCUUAAAACCGGCGUCUUCACCAUGGAAGUCAUGGUCGACAUGGUCGUCUACGGGCUCUGGAUGGCUGCCCUCUGCCUUGCCGCCUUCUCCGUUGUUCUCUUCGGCUUCGGUGAUGGCAACCUCGGUAUCGGCUGCAACGAUGCCUACAGCGAAGUGUGCGACACCGUCUUCCGCGCUCGCGCCACAACCUUCGUUUGCCUCACCUUGUUCGCCCUUUUCCUCGCCUGGGAGAUGGUCAACAUGCGCCGCUCGUUCUUCCGCAUGCAACCUGGAUCUAAAAAGUACUUCACCCAAUGGAUGCACGAUGUCUGGCGUAACCAGUUCCUGUUCUGGGCCAUUAUGGCGGGGUUUAUCACCGUCUUCCCCGUCCUCUAUAUCCCGGUCAUCAACCACGUGGUCUUCAAGCACACCGGCAUUAGCUGGGAAUGGGCCAUCGUGCUCAUCGAAGCAAUCCUCUUCUUUGCCGGUAUUGAGACUUGGAAAUGGGGUAAGCGUAUCUUUUUCCGCCGCAGAGCCGCGAAGCUUGCAGCCGCUGGUGGUGGCGACUUGCAGCGUAAUAUGUUCUCGCGAUUCUUGACGAUGAGCGAGAGCCCCAGUCAGGAGAAGGCCGCAGAGCAGGGACGGGCUGGCGCUGGACAACAGCAGCACCAGGUGGAAAUGCAAGGACAGAUGAUUGAGCAAGCUCAAUAACAACGAUUGGUGGUCCUAGAAUGUUCACCUACGACAACCCAGGGCUUGUUGGCCUCGUCUGACAAUGCCGGUGAAGGAGACCGGUAUAAUUUGGGUGUGAGAAAGGGGGAGAAAGGGGGUUGUGUUGCGGUGGAUAAAAGUUGUUUGGGAGCGAGAGCGAGAAAGGGAAGCUCAGUAAGUUCAGUGGUGAAUUAUUUCUUUUGUUUUGCGUAGAGUGGGCUAAGGGGAUCUCACGUCUACGACCAAUAAGAGGCUGGAUAUGAUAGAGGUUACAAAUGUUAGAAAUGACAUCAGACUGAAGUAUUGAUUAAUGGAGUACAAAACUGGCUUCAGGUUCUUGAAAAGGGCGCGAUGGAAUUAGUAGUUCAUGUCAACAAAACUAGAGGGAUGUAUGUAGCAUAUUAUGUCUUCCGACCAGAAUCUCCAAUAGAGAAAGCCGCCCGCUCGUAAUGGCCCAAUUAUUCGCGAUCCUGACGAGAAAAUAGCAACGCCAAAUGGGGGGGAUAUGCGAAACACUUCGAAAAUGCGACUUCUGAGGUUGGUGCCAGCCUAUAUCAAAGAACCAAGGUGCCGAGCUCUCUGUUGGAAAAGAGGAUGAGGGACGUGCUACAGGUCUCCAAACUACAUCGACCACUCAAUCUCGAGUGAAGGAGUGUAACACUAAGUGAUGUAACACUAAGUGAGUAUUCAAGUCUGCGUUCGUACGUAGGUUGCGAUCGGUGAAGCUUUCCAUAACUUAGUCCUAGAUCUACUAGUUCAGAUUAUCGACUAGUCCGUGCUUAAGUAAGAGCGGGGCAACGGGCUUUUUAAUGGUACGAGUAGAUCGCUGUAGCGGACGGGCUUGUGCCGUGUGAUAUUCGUUGGCUAUCCCAGCCGAUUUUGGGUGAUAAUCUCCCGAUCCACGUAACAUAACUAGUAGGGGGCGGUAAUUAAAUACCUUCA